Funneliformis geosporum is the source of this 173-nucleotide messenger RNA. The record is from the annotation of a GenBank genome assembly. Lineage: Eukaryota; Fungi; Glomeromycota; Glomeromycetes; Glomerales; Glomeraceae.
CAGUAGAAUCUACUUUAAGCAUUUCAGUUCUCACUAAAUCUGCAGCAGAUAUUUUUAAUCAUUCACCUGCAAUAAAGAAUGAUAAUGAUUACAAAGAUGAAGAAUUAUAUCAAGCAGGAAUUAUUAUAGAGGAUAAUGAAAUUAUUUGUUCUUCUAGGAAAAUCAUAUUCUAA